AUGGCAAUUCGCCACUAUCAACCUCCAUUCGCCUCCACUUCUUCUUCUAUCUCCAGUACAGAUUUAUUCAAACCCCCUCAACUUUAUCUUUCAUCGUCUGUCCGGUGCAAUAUCUCCGUCGCUUCCAAACUAGAACCCGAACCUCAUCCAGUUUUCACCUCCGUUAAGUCAUUCGCCCCCGCCACCGUAGCCAACCUCGGGCCUGGUUUCGACUUCCUCGGCUGCGCAAUCGACGGCAUCGGAGAUUACGUUACCCUCACAGUCGACCCCCAAGUCCAACCCGGCAGAUUAUCAAUUGCAGAAAUCAACGGCGUUGACAAGUCUUCCAAGAGGCUCAGCAGAAACCCUCUAUGGAAUUGCGCUGGAAUCGCUGCAAUCUCAGUCAUGAAGAUGCUCAAAAUCCGAUCUGUGGGUCUCUCUUUAUCCAUCAAUGCAUGUCUCCCCCUUCGAGGCGGCCUAGGCUCCAGCGCCGCUAGCGCUGCCGCCGCCGCCGUUGCGGUUAAUGAGAUUUUCGGAGGGAAGUUACAGGAAUCCGAUUUGAUACUCGCGGGGCUCGAAGCUGAAGCGAAGUUAUCCGGUUAUCACGCCGAUAACAUUGCUCCGGCAAUCAUGGGUGGGUUUGUGUUGAUCAGAAGCUAUGAUCCAUUAGAGUUGAUCUCCUUGAAGUUUCCACCGGAAAAGAAUCUGUUUUUCGUGUUGGUGAAUCCUGAAUUCCAAGCACAAACGAAGAAGAUGAGGGCGGUUCUCCCGACGGAGAUAACAAUGUCGGAUCAUGUAUGGAAUUGUAGUCAGGCGGCGGCGUUGGUGGCAGGUGUAUUGCAGGGAGAUUUGGUGGGGUUUGGGAAGGCAUUAUCGUCGGAUAGAAUAGUGGAGCCACGGCGGGCGCCAUUGCUUCCGGGGAUGGAAGAUGUGAAGAAGGCGGCAAUGGAGGCAGGGGCAUAUGGGUGUACGAUAAGUGGGUCUGGGCCGACGGUGGUGGCGGUGACGGAUGAUGAAGAUAAAGGGAGGGAGAUCGGGGAGAAGAUGGUGGAAGCUUUUGUGGAGAAGGGAAAGUUGAAAGCUUUGGCUAUGGUGAAGAAACUUGGCAGAGUUGGUGCUAGGGUUAUUAGUCGUACCUCCAGCCAUUGA
Messenger RNA from Lactuca virosa, 1128 nucleotides. The record is from the annotation of a GenBank genome assembly. Lineage: Eukaryota; Viridiplantae; Streptophyta; Magnoliopsida; Asterales; Asteraceae.